Molecule: messenger RNA, 786 nt
Organism: Telopea speciosissima
Lineage: Eukaryota; Viridiplantae; Streptophyta; Magnoliopsida; Proteales; Proteaceae
Product: putative disease resistance protein At1g50180
Exons: 2
Coding region: 1-786 (261 amino acids)
Biological process (GO): protein targeting
Cellular component (GO): membrane
Source: RefSeq, a predicted model, not a curated record
AUGUCUGCGAGCAUCUUUUCCAUUGCACAGAAUAUAGCAUUGUUGAUAUCAAAUGAAGCUAAUUUCAUCUCAGGAUUGCCCGAUCAGGUGGAAUCGCUAGGCAACGAGAUCAGUUUGAUGACUUCUGCAGUGCAAGACGCCAGUGAGAAACGCGGAACAAGAAAAGAGGUGAAAGAAUGGGUGAACCAGGUUAGAAAUGUUGUCAUGGAAGCUGAGGAUGUGAUUGACUUCUUCAUCUUUCGAGCAGAGCGACAACGGCACAGAAACUUCCUAACUAGGUACAUCUCCUACCCGAUUCAACUAUAUAAUCUGCACAAGUUAGGGAGGGAAAUAGAAAAUUCCACAAAAAAGAUAAACCAACUUUCAGUUAGGAGAUCUAUGCUGGGCCUUGCAACUUCAGAGUCAGGCCAAAGUUCAAUCGGUAUGCUAUCGAAUGAACGAGGCCUGCAUUUUCGUCGGGGAGAUCUUGUUGAAGAAUUCUGUGUCAUCGGAUUCCAAAAGGAAGAGAAUGAAAUAGUGAAGAAGUUGUUGAAACCCAUAAAGCAGCAGCUCCCACAGCCUUGUCCUGCUACUGUUGUUGUUGUUGUUGUUGUUGUUGUUGUUGUUUCAAUAGUAGUAGGAAUGGGUGGUAGUGAUAUUUUUCCAGAAGACUUUGAGAUCCCACGCUGUAGGUUGAUCCGACUAUGGGUAGCAGAAGGCUUCAUACAACCGAGAGGAUGGUUGACGAUAUUGGAAGAUGUGGCCGAGGAAUACUUGGGAGGAGCUAGCUUAUCCAAAGAAGCAUGA